AACAAACAACCCAUCAAAACAUCUUACAAACUCAUCAACAUAUUCUACUUCACCAUGAAGUUCUCCAUUGCAACCCUCGCAGCUGUCAUCGCAGCUUCGGCUCCCACCGUCAUGGCCGACUCAUGGCAGUGCAACGGCUCCUGGAACGACGGUGGUCUCAAGCGACUUUCCUUCCUGUUCGAUGGCUACUGCGAGAACCAAUCUGGCCAGUGCUUCCUCUCUGCCCUACGAGGCAAGGGACUCACUGUGCACAACUGGCAGGCCUGGGAUAGAGGCGAUGGUUGGUGGCAGGUUGACUUUAGCACUACUGCUGGACUUGCCUGGCAGGCCAACAAUGCUAUUGAGCAGGUUACUGGCUCUUGGCGUGGCUGCUGGCCCAACCAGUAAAUUCGGGCCUUUAAUUCCAAGUCAGGAAGAGAUAUCAGGGUUUUCUUGGAUGGGUUCGAUAACUUGGUGUUGGAUUAGUAGGCAGUUACAGGUAGCAUGAGUUGGGUAUCAAGUCAAGAUGAUAGUUGUUAUACAAUGUCGCAGCUAGAAAGUUCUCUUACCUCGUAAAUACCAGACAACGAUUCUCAUUGA
Fusarium graminearum PH-1 is the source of this 579-nucleotide messenger RNA. RefSeq lists its product as uncharacterized. The transcript has 2 exons. Bases 55 to 387 code for a protein of 110 amino acids. The record is from RefSeq and is a predicted model, not a curated record. Lineage: Eukaryota; Fungi; Ascomycota; Sordariomycetes; Hypocreales; Nectriaceae.